AUGUUCAUUAAGUCCGUUGUUGCCCUCUUCGCGGCCGCUGCCGUCUCUGCGGCACCUGCAAUCAAGGUCGCAAGAGAUGACCUCCAGCCUUGGCAAAUCACCCGACUAUAUACGCACACUCCGAGUGGCAACCCAGGGAACGAUCCCCAUUCUGUCCUCAAUUUUACCAUUUCGGAUCCCAACACCAUCCCCGCUGGCCAGACUCCCACCGGACAAGCUGUCUUCCCUCCGACGACUGCCAUCUGCUCGCUGCGGUACCUGACCAGCGCAGACGCCCCGUGGGGCGUAGAGCAGCCGUGUACCACCGACAACAGUACCAACGCAUACUCCACUUGGACUUUCACCUUGAACCACCCCAAUGGUUCAAAUGGUGAGGCCUCGACAAACUUCGACUUGGAGUUCAAGCUCGUUGACCAUGUCCAAAUUCCGGGACAGGAGGUUACGAAAACAUUCACUGCUGGCGACCACUUCGAGGUCGGCGACAACAUGGGUGGACAGUGCGGUGGAAGCGGAGUGUGCAGUUGGAACUUGCAAAACCUCCCCUACGAUGUCCAGCAGACUCAGGAGGAUGCUUAG
This is a messenger RNA of Didymosphaeria variabile, 576 nucleotides long. RefSeq lists its product as uncharacterized. The coding region runs from base 1 to 576 and encodes 191 amino acids. The transcript has 2 exons. NCBI's taxonomy places the organism in Eukaryota, Fungi, Ascomycota, Dothideomycetes, Pleosporales, Didymosphaeriaceae. The record is from RefSeq and is a predicted model, not a curated record.